This is a messenger RNA of Nomascus leucogenys (northern white-cheeked gibbon), 1927 nucleotides long. RefSeq names its product solute carrier family 13 member 2 (gene SLC13A2). The record is from RefSeq and is a predicted model, not a curated record. Gene Ontology annotation, cellular component: membrane. Lineage: Eukaryota; Metazoa; Chordata; Mammalia; Primates; Hylobatidae. Gene Ontology annotation, molecular function: transmembrane transporter activity. Gene Ontology annotation, biological process: monoatomic anion transmembrane transport.
UCUUUGGUCCUUCUGUUACCCAGCUCCUGGAGGCGGUGGUUGUAGCAGCCCUUGCUGGUCCACACCAUGGCCACUUGCUGGCAGGGCCUGUGGGCCUAUCGCUCCUACAUGAUCGUGUUCUUGCUGCCCAUUCUCCUGCUGCCUCUGCCCAUCCUCGUCCCCAGUAAGGAGGCCUACUGCGCAUACGCCAUCAUCCUCAUGGCGCUCUUCUGGUGCACUGAGGCCCUGCCCCUGGCGGUCACUGCCCUCUUCCCCUUAAUCCUGUUCCCUAUGAUGGGCAUCAUGGAUGCGUCUGAGGUUGCCGUCGAGUAUCUUAAGGACUCCAACCUCCUGUUCUUCGGGGGGCUGCUGGUGGCCAUCGCGGUGGAACACUGGAACCUGCAUAAACGCAUCGCCCUCCGUGUCCUCCUCAUUGUUGGGGUGCGGCCUGCCCUGCUAAUCCUGGGCUUCAUGCUGGUCACGGCCUUCCUGUCCAUGUGGAUCAGUAACACGGCCACCUCGGCCAUGAUGGUGCCCAUCGCACACGCCGUCCUGGACCAGCUGCACAGCUCGAAAGCCAGCAGCAACGUCGAGGAGGGCAGCAGCAACCCCACCUUCGAGCUCCAGGAACCAAGUCCCCAGAAGGAUGUGACCAAGCUUGAUAAUGGGCAGGCCCUCCCUGUCACGUCUGCUCCUUCGGAGGGGAGGGCACAUCUCAGCCAGGAGCAUCUCCACCUCACCAAGUGCAUGAGCCUGUGCGUGUGCUACUCCGCCAGCAUCGGGGGCAUCGCCACGCUGACCGGCACCGCACCGAACCUGGUGCUGCAAGGCCAGAUCAGCUCGCUCUUCCCCCAAAACGGCAACGUGGUGAACUUCGCCUCCUGGUUCAGCUUCGCCUUCCCCACCAUGGUCAUCUUGCUGCUGCUGGCCUGGCUGUGGCUGCAGAUCCUCUUCCUGGGCUUCAACUUCCGGAAGAACUUUGGCAUUGGGGAAAAGAUGCAGGAGCAACAGCAGGCAGCCUACUGCAUCAUCCAGACCGAGCACAGGCUGCUGGGCCCCAUGACCUUUGCAGAAAAGGCCAUCAGCAUCCUAUUCGUCAUCCUGGUGCUGCUCUGGUUCACCCGGGAGCCGGGCUUUUUUCUUGGCUGGGGCAACCUGGCUUUUCCCAAUGCCAAGGGGGAGAGCAUGGUGUCCGAUGCGACAGUGGCCAUCUUCAUCAGCAUAAUUAUGUUCAUCAUACCCUCCAAGUUCCCAGGGCUGACCCAGGACCCAGAAAACCCAGGGAAGCUGAAGGCCCCUCUUGGCCUCCUCGACUGGAAGACGGUGAACCAGAAGAUGCCGUGGAAUAUCGUGUUAUUGCUGGGUGGUGGCUACGCCCUGGCCAAGGGCAGUGAGCGAUCAAGCCUGUCAGAGUGGCUGGGAAACAAGCUGACCCCACUGCAGAGUGUGCCAGCUCCAGCCAUUGCCAUCAUCCUCUCCCUCCUGGUGGCCGUCUUCACCGAGUUCACUAGCAACGUGGCCACCACUACGAUCUUCCUGCCCAUCCUAGCCUCCAUGGCCCAGGCCAUCUGCCUCCACCCUCUCUAUGUCAUGCUCCCCUGCACUAUGGCCACCUCCCUGGCCUUCAUGCUGCCCGUGGCCACCCCGCCCAAUGCCAUCGUCUUCUCUUUCGGGGACCUCAAAGUGUUGGAUAUGGCCCGGGCGGGAUUCCUGCUCAACAUCAUUGGAGUCCUGGUCAUCGCACUGGCCAUCAACAGCUGGGGCAUCCCCCUCUUCAGCCUGCACUCUUUCCCCGCCUGGGCACAGUCCAACACCACAGCCCAGUGCCUGCCGAGCCUGGCCAACACCACCACACCAAGCCCCUAGGCUGGGGCACAGCCUGGCCAUGCCCAGGAAGACCCACCCCGUUCCCACUCCUCUGAGCCGGGAGGGGACACCCCAAGCUCCA